AAGUAAGUCUAAUUUGGGCUGGACACCGCUUCAUCUGGCAUGCUAUUUUGGACAUAGACAAGUGGCCCAGGAUCUGUUGAAGGCCGGUGCAGAAGUGAAUGUGUUAAACGACAUGGGAGACACGCCGCUUCAUCGGGCUGCCUUUACAGGACGAAAGGAGUUGGUAAUGUUUCUUCUAGAAUAUAAUGCUGAUACUACUGUUGUUAAUGGGAGUGGACAGACUGCAAAAGAAGUCACUCAUGACAAAGAAAUCAGAAACAUGCUUGAAGCUGUAGAAAGGACUCAGCAGAGAAAGCUUGAGGAAUUACUUUUAGCAGCAGCAAGAGAAGGCAAGACAACAGAACUCACAGCUCUGCUCAACAAGCCCAAUCCUCCUGAUGUUAACUGCUCGGAUCAGUUAGGAAAUACACCCUUGCAUUGUGCAGCUUACCGGGCCCAUAAACAAUGUGCCUUAAAACUUCUAAAAAGUGGAGCAGACCCUAAUCUGAAGAACAAAAAUGAUCAGAAACCUCUUGACCUUGCUCAGGGUGCUGAAAUUAAACAGAUUCUUCUUGGCAAUAAGGUCAUCUACAAAGCAUUGAAACGAUAUGAAGGCCCUCUCUGGAAGAGUUCAAGAUUUUUUGGCUGGAGAUUAUUCUGGGUAGUGUUAGAACAUGGAGUCCUUUCAUGGUAUAGGAAGCAGCCUGAUGCAGUUCAUGCUAUUCAUCGCCAGGGAUGCAAACACCUGACUCAAGCAGUAUGCACGGUAGGGUGAGACUCGUGUCUUGUGCUCUGUGAAAUCAGUUCUGCAAGCAA
Messenger RNA from Otolemur garnettii (small-eared galago), 795 nucleotides. Its product is annotated as oxysterol-binding protein-related protein 1-like. Gene Ontology annotation, molecular function: protein binding. The record is from RefSeq and is a predicted model, not a curated record. Gene Ontology annotation, cellular component: cytoplasm; nucleus. Bases 113 to 754 code for a protein of 213 amino acids. NCBI's taxonomy places the organism in Eukaryota, Metazoa, Chordata, Mammalia, Primates, Galagidae. The transcript has 9 exons.